Molecule: messenger RNA, 216 nt
Organism: Didymodactylos carnosus
Lineage: Eukaryota; Metazoa; Rotifera; Eurotatoria; Philodinida; Philodinidae
Source: the annotation of a GenBank genome assembly
AUGAGUCUGUCUUCAAAAGCUGCCGAUGUCGUGUUAGAAGCUGGUAAUUCUUUCAAACGCAUUGCUGAGCUAACAAUGGAAUUAGUUGAUCCAAAUAUACCAGUGCCAUACACAACGUCGACAGCGGUAGUUCAGAAAACAAUUGAUUCGUCGGAAUUAAAACGUUUGCGUAAUGCAUUAAAUCGUUUUUCCGCUGGCUUAGAAGCCGUCGCUUAA